AUGUCCAUCAGCGCCUCAGCCUACCCCCACUUGAUGGACGCCAUCCUCGACGCCGUGCCGUACUCGGCUCUCCUCGCCUUUAGGGCGACGUCCAAAUCGUUCCUCGGCAGGAUCGACUGCGUUCUGUUCCGCCAUGUCGUGCUCGCGCGGCCCGAGGAGGGCGACAAGCCUCGGUCUCACUGUAUCGGGUACACCAUCUCAACGCCGGAUGAGGGCAAGCUUCCCGUGUUCCCCGUACACGAACUCAGACAGUGCAACUUUUGCUCUCGUCGCCCAGCCGAUCGCGCUCGGCUGCUACACGUCCUCAGCCUCACCGAGAUCGUCGACCUCCGCAGCUCCCUCCCCGAUUGGUGUUAUGGUCAGCUUGCACAAGGGUUGACCAGCUUGGAGAUCGUCCGCAUGCUCCCUCGACGAGUUGGCGUCAACACCAUGCCGUACCGCAUCCCGUUCAAUGCCACGACGCUGGUGCUGAAAGCUGGGGUAGCGGAAACCGCCUUCCCGAACUCUUCCAAGCUCCACACACCGGGCAUGUGGUCGAACAAGCAGUUCUCGCGGGUCGUAAUCAACACAUUCUACGAGCUGGGUGGGGUCAGCACUCUGCGCCCCAUCGUGUCCCCAGUCCUCAACUACGACACCGCUGGGAUCAAGGAGCUGGUGCUCCUCUUCACGCCAACUUCGAGAGCCGCAACUCGGCUUACCACGGCGGCCGAACAGGGCUGGCGCAGCUUCCAGACCAUGACGCUUGCGGAUCACGCUGCCGAGGCGUGCAUCAACGGCGUCGAGUGUACUCUCGUUGGACUGUGCGAUGCCGACCCCCGGUGGUUCGAGUUCAAGGCGAGCGAAGACCUCGAGCCCUGGUUCGAGGACUAUGUCACCGAUCGUAUCCGCCGGCACCUUCAAGCAGAAGUCGGGGACCAUGCCGACGUGCCAGAAGAGUACCUCGACGCCUGUCUUCAAAGGCUGUCAUUUGUGUCUCGUGAAGAGUACGAGCGCGGCCGAACAGCCGAGCAAGUCGCCGUCGAGCGGUGCCAGCUCGUACCAGCGGUGGAGGAGGCCGCCCCGCCUCAGGGCCGAACAACGAACAUUGGCGAGGACCGCGACGCCGACGCCGCCUCAACCUAG
This is a messenger RNA of Vanrija pseudolonga, 1122 nucleotides long. RefSeq lists its product as uncharacterized. NCBI's taxonomy places the organism in Eukaryota, Fungi, Basidiomycota, Tremellomycetes, Trichosporonales, Trichosporonaceae. The transcript has a single exon. The record is from RefSeq and is a predicted model, not a curated record. The coding region runs from base 1 to 1122 and encodes 373 amino acids.